Molecule: messenger RNA, 4372 nt
Organism: Xyrauchen texanus (razorback sucker)
Lineage: Eukaryota; Metazoa; Chordata; Actinopteri; Cypriniformes; Catostomidae
Product: zinc finger protein 501-like
Exons: 4
Coding region: 2674-4227 (517 amino acids)
Biological process (GO): regulation of transcription by RNA polymerase II
Cellular component (GO): nucleus
Molecular function (GO): DNA-binding transcription activator activity, RNA polymerase II-specific; RNA polymerase II cis-regulatory region sequence-specific DNA binding
Source: RefSeq, a predicted model, not a curated record
GUGCGCAUGCGCGGAAGUGUCCUCAGGGGUUGAACACUCAGCCGCACAAUCAUGGUGAGGAAUUAUAAAAGAAAGACAAACAGAGCGAGCACAGCUCCUGACACCAUGCUGAAGGCCGUCAGGCAGGUGCUGGUAUUCAAGAAGAACAUUAGAGCUGCAGCUGAAGAGUUUGGCAUCAAUUAUCGGACACUUGCCCGCUACUGCACAAAAAUCCCCCGAGAAGAGGUCGAGGGAAAUGCAGAUUAUCCGAGCUGCACGGUGGGCUUCACUGGUGCAAGACAAAUAUUCAACCCAGAACACGAGACGGAACUGGUCUCCUACAUUUCAAGGGCAGCCGACAUUUAUUAUGCGCUUCCACCAGAGGUGAUCAGAAAAUUGACAUACCAGCUGGCAAAGCGGCACCAACUGCAAAUGCCGUCAUCAUGGAGAGAAAAUAAGCAAGCCAGUGCAGAUUGGUUUGCCGCCUUUUUAAAGAGACAUCCCACGUUGUCCGUCAGGACACCUGAACCACCAACUCUAUUGAGAGCAAGCAACUUCAAAAGAAGCAAAUUUGAGAUGUUUUUUAGUAAGCUGAAGGAGGUGAUGGAGCACCACAGUUUCAAACCUGAGGAUAUUUGGACCAUGGAUGAGACGGGUGUCACCACCGCCCAAAGACCUGAUAGAGUGGUGUCUAGAAAAGCCCUCACACAAGCAUCGGCUGAUAAGGGACCGCUUGUUAGUGUGUCUUUUACCAUCUCGGCCAGCGGUAAUAUGAUACCACCCUAUUUUGUUUUCCCUCGGGUGCAGUUCAGGCAGUACUUCCUCACCGGUGCACCCAACGGAAGCGCUGGUGGUGCCAAUAUGAAUGGUUGGAUAGGGGAGGAAUUGCUUGUUGACUUCCUAGAGCAUUUUAUUCAACAGUCCAAAUGCUCCCCAGAGAAGCCCUGCCUCCUGCUCCUUGAUAGUCAUGUAUCAAGCCACUGGUCCAUUGAGGGGCUCAGUCUUGCAAAAGCAAAUGGAAUAGUUGUGCUCUCUUUCCCUCCACACUGUUCCCUCCUACAGCCUCUGGAGCGGUCUGUUUUUGGCCCAUUUAAGAAAUGCAUCAACAUGGGCAUUGACAGUUGGAUACUUAGAGGUCCAGGGAGAAGAGUUACCAUCCAUCAUAUUCCAAGAAUUGUUGCCACUGCCUUGCCCCUGGCUGCCACCCCAACCAACAUUACGGAAGGGUUCAAGGCCUGUGGCAUCUUCCCCCUGAACCCAAACAUUAUUGAAGAAUCAGAUUUUGCUCUCAGUUUUCUUAUGGACUCUCUCUCUUCUGCAUCCAAUGGCUCAACAGAUGCUCACCUUGAGGACGACUACACCCAUGACACUCCUGAUCAUUCAUUGUGCCCUUCUGUAGAGCCUUCAACAUCACUCUGUGAUCCAGAGCCCACAACAGAUGAUCGACAGCCUUGUCAAAGACAAACAACACUGGAGAGGGACAACUGUCAUUUUGAAUGACUCCCCUCUGAUUAGAGUGACUUGUCUUAACAAAUAAAAAGAGGGAAGCUGGAGGGAUAAAGGCUGCAACAACAAGAACAAAUGUGCAAAGAUGUUGUUGCCUUGUUUAUGAUGAAUCUAUCUCAAAUAGUAAACAGAGAUGUGUCUGGAUGCAGUGUGUUUUUUUGUCUUUCAACAUAUGCCACAACUGUGACAUAUCUCUCUCUCUCUCUCUCUCUCUCUUUCUCAUACUUUGCAUUCAAUUCAUUAAUUCCAAGCUCUGUUGCCCAAAACUUUCAGUAUUUUUGCAUUUUUAUGCAUUGUUUUGUUACGUUACAAAAAUAGUUUUACUGUUUAAAUUAUUCUUGAAGUCAUUAAAUAUGACACAUUUUAAACAGAUAUGUUGUGGGACAUGGCUUUUUUUUCCAGACAAUGUUUCUGAUUUUAUAAACAAAGUCAUUCUACUCAAAUCAAUGUUAAUAAACAGCAGGUUCCCUUCGUGACGGCUACACAAAAUAGUGUGACAACAUACCAUGCUGUAGUGGUCAACGUGUCUUAAAUUAACUGUUGUUUUUCCUGGGCAAUGGCAGUACACAUUUUCAGUGGUGUUUUUUUGGAGCCAAUACUAAAAUUGAAUCUCUUAAUAUGUUAAAAUACUUUCUACUAUCUCAGCUUAAUAUGCAUGGACUGCUAUAAUUUAGCAAUUUGUAGACAUUUUUCCCCAAACUGUAAACACUGUCUGUGGUGCUAUAAAAACUUCGCUUGUCUAUCCUGACACAGCAACAUUAACUCGACCCAUGGCGUGAGUUUGGGGCGGGACUAUCUGCUUGUUUGAUCAACAACAGAAGUGGGAAGUGUUCGAAAAAGCUGUGGGAAAGUUUUUUCUUUUAGCAAUUCUGUUUGGUGAUAUUAGUGGCACAGAAAUUAUACACAUCAGCUUUAAUGCAGGUGUUCAUCCCAAAGUUGACUUUUAAAUAUAAACCUACUCCGAGAAAUAUUCACUGGAGAAAAAAGUGUGACAACUUGCCCUGGUUUCCCAUAUUUGUCCUGCUACAAAAUGAAACUGAAUAAAUGCAUUUAUAUCAUCUCUUAAUAUAGAUAAUUUCUUUAACAGCAGUUCUUUGCAGAUCCAGCUGCUAUCAUAUUACAUAGACAACAACAUUCUGCAUGUCAGACCAUUAUAAAUGUGUCUCUUAAUGAUGUCUUUGUGUUCAGAUGUUCAUCAUGAGAGAGCAGGUGGAUCUGAUGUGCUGUAAAUCAGUAGGAACUGAUCUGUCCAUGCUGGAUAUUGAUGAUUUCAUGACAGAAAUCUCUCAGCUGAAGAAAGAGGUGGCGUUACUGGAGGCAAAGCUGAGGGAAAGAGGAGAUCCACUGAACGGAGAGGAGCUGGAGAAGGUUUCCUGUCAAUCUUCAGUGUGUGUGACUGAUGGGACCUCCACAGAAUGUCAGGAUUCAGUGUGGAGCGUCAGAGAUCAGAGAUCCAGAGACACACAGGACUCAGAGCUCAGCCUCACUUUACUCUGUUAUACUGACGCUCAGGAGAGUGUGUGUGACAGUAAUCAGGGUGAUCAAACCUCCACAGAGUCUCUGGCUUCUGUCUGUAACGCUGGAGAACAGCAGAUGCUGCAGAUACCAUUGAAGAUGUGUUCAGUGAAGCUGCUGGACUGCAGGAACCUGAUGGAGAUGAGAGGAGAAACCACAGCAGAGGAACAGCAGAGUGAUGAAGAUGAGGAGGAUGGGUAUUUUAUUCUGUCAGAUGCAAUCAGUGGUUCAUCCUCCGAUGGAGAAACGGCUUCUACACCGAAAGAUCAGCUGUCAGUUGCACAGAGUCUUUCCUGCAUCACCUGUGAGAAGACAUUCACCUCAAAGGGAUUUUUAGCAAGACAUGAGAGAAAACACACAGAGCAGAAAUUCUUUAAAUGUAGGAGAUGUGGGAGCAGAUUUUCUACCUUACAAGAGAGGAACCUUCAUUCAAGAGUGCACAGAGGAAAGGGGUUCCACUGUGAGCAGUGCGGGAAGGUUUUCUUUAUUCCUUCUCUUCUGAAAGUUCACAUGAAGACACACAGUGAUGAAAAGCCUUUCCACUGCAGUGAGUGUGACAAGUGUUUCAAAACUAAAGGAAACCUUGUUGAACAUGAGAGAACACACACGGGAGAGAAACCAUACAAGUGUCCUCACUGUGAGAAGAGAUUCGGCCACAAGCCCCAUCUGAAGAAGCAUGUCCGUGUGCACACCAAUGAGAGGCCGUAUCAGUGCAGUGAAUGUGGGAAAACCUUUAAGAGGUCAAGUGCUCUAAAGACACACACAAAAUGUCACACUGAUCAGAAAUCGUAUCAGUGCUCGCACUGUGAGAAAUGUUUCCAUACAAAAUAUUGUCUCCAGUGCCAUGAGAGAGUGCACACUGGAGAGAAACCGUACCUGUGCUCGCACUGUGGAAAGAGCUUUUCUGACCUUCAUACAUUCCAGAUUCAUCUGAGAGUGCACACGGGAGAAAAGCCUUAUAAGUGUAGCAUUUGUGGGUGGAGUUUCAGUCAACAAACUAACCUAGUGAUGCACCAGAGAACACAUACUGGAGAAAGACCUUACAAAUGCACUCAGUGUGACAAAACAUUUGCUCGAUCAGAUGUCCUUAAAGUCCACGAGAGAAUGCACACUGGAGAGAAACCUUACAGCUGCUCUAUCUGCGGGGAGAGAUUCACUUAUUUAGGGAGUUUAAAUACUCAUCAGAAGAAACAUUUGAAAGAACAAACUGACUUCGAAUCACUGUAGCAUCUUGUCUCAGUUUAUCCAGAAAAGCUGUCAGGAGUAUCUCAUUGAAAAGAGAUGAAUAGAGUUGAAGUAGUUUGAGGCUGCGGGCCUAUUGUACAUAUUUAAGUCUCGAUGUUCACUGAACUAAUGGUCUAAAUCUUUUCAG